Molecule: messenger RNA, 639 nt
Organism: Chiloscyllium plagiosum (whitespotted bambooshark)
Lineage: Eukaryota; Metazoa; Chordata; Chondrichthyes; Orectolobiformes; Hemiscylliidae
Product: ferritin heavy chain A-like
Biological process (GO): intracellular iron ion homeostasis; iron ion transport
Cellular component (GO): cytoplasm
Molecular function (GO): ferrous iron binding; ferric iron binding
Source: RefSeq, a predicted model, not a curated record
AGAAAGAGGCUCAGUCUAGUUGAUAGUGAGCAGGAAUAGUGAAGAUGGCCUCCCAAGUGUGUCAGAACUACCACAAGGACUGUGAGGAUGCUGUUAACAAGCAGAUCAACCUGGAGCUCUAUUCCUCCUAUGUUUACCUCUCCAUGUCCUCUUACUUUGACCGGGAUGAUGUUGCCCUGCGUCACUUUGCUGAGUUCUUCAAGGAGCAGUCCCAUGAGGAACGGGAACACGCUGAGAAACUGAUGGCAUUCCAGAAUAAACGUGGAGGCCGAGUCCUCCUGCAGGAUGUCCAGAAGCCAGAGCAGGAUGAGUGGGGCAAUGGUCUGGAGGCAAUGCAGAGAGCUCUGCAGAUGGAGAAGGAUGUGAACCAGAGUCUGCUGGAUCUGCACAAACUCUCCUCUGGCCACACGGACCCUCAUCUGUGUGACUUCCUGGAGAGGCACUACUUGGAUGAGCAAGUGAAGAUGAUCAAGAAGCUGGGAGAUCACAUCACCAACCUGAAGAGACUGGGAGCCCCUGACAAUGGCCUGGGAGAGUACCUGUUUGACAGGCUCACCCUGGGGGAGAGUGACUGAACUAUUGUAUUUCUCAGUUGGACUUUGUGGAAUGUGCAACUUGAAAUAAAACACUUAAUAUUUA